AUGGCGAACGGCUCGAGUCAAGUAUCGUUCAGUAGCUCGACAUAUUUACAACACGCAGAAUACAUCGGUAAUGUGACCCCAACUCAACACGCAUGGGAAAAUAUCGUCUCCAGUUUGAAUGUGGAAGCGGAACGACUGCCAAAUCAAGGAGUUUAA
Messenger RNA from Uncinocarpus reesii 1704, 156 nucleotides. RefSeq lists its product as uncharacterized. Lineage: Eukaryota; Fungi; Ascomycota; Eurotiomycetes; Onygenales; Onygenaceae. The transcript has 2 exons. Bases 1 to 156 code for a protein of 51 amino acids. The record is from RefSeq and is a predicted model, not a curated record.